AUGAUACAGUCUUUUCUACAGCGUCUUGCACGCUUCCUGGAUCGGCCGCUUUUCCCAUGGAAGAAGCUCGUGAUUGGCUUCUCGCUCGGUCAAUUCGUCCUUGAGAACUGGCUUCUCUGGCGUCAGUAUGGAGUCUACCAGCGCACAAUCCGCCCGAAAGCCCUUGACGAUGUUGUCGAGCAGGACGUCUUCGACAAGAGCCAGGCAUACGGCCGCGCCAAAGCCCGCUACAGCUUCGUAUCGUCCUUGUUCAACCAGGCGAAAUCCAUCGCCAUAAUCUACUUCGACGUCUAUCCCAAGAUAUGGGCGCUUACCGGUCUCCUGCUGUCCCGCUACUUCCCAACCCGCAUCAGCGGCGAGAUUACCCACUCGCUCGUCUUCAUCUUCGCCUUCGGUCUGAUUGACCUUUUCGCCGGCAUACCGUUCAGCUACUACCACCACUUCGUUCUCGAGGAGCAGUAUGGCUUCAACAAGAUGACAAUCAAGACCUGGGUGACCGACAUGCUGAAAGGGCAAGCGCUGGCUAUCGGAUUUGGCAUACCGAUUGGUAGCGCUUUCCUGAAGAUCAUCAUGAGCACCGGCGAGCAGUUCUUCUACUAUUUGUGGGUGUUCAUGCUCGUCGUACAGGUGUCGAUGAUUACCAUCUACCCGAUUGUCAUCGUACCGCUGUUUAACAAGCUCUCUCCGCUGGAACCGGGAUCACUCAAGGAAGCCGUCGAGGCGCUGGCACGAAGACUCGAGUUCCCGCUCAGCGAGCUGCAAGUCAUCGACGGUAGCAAGCGCAGCGCGCACAGCAAUGCCUACUUUACUGGCUUGCCGUGGAAGAAGAAGAUUGUCAUCUACGAUACGCUCCUGGAGAAGUCAUCAGACAAGGAAGUCGAAGCAGUACUUGCACACGAGUUGGGACACUGGAAAAUGGGCCACACGACAAAGCUGCUCGGAAUCAGCCAGUUCCAUCUGUUCUAUAUCUUCGCGCUCUUCUCGGUCUUCAUCAAAAAUCAGUCACUAUACCGCUCUUUUGGAUUUCACCAUGAGCAGCCUGUCCUCAUUGGCUUCCUUCUCUUCAAUGAGGUAUUGGGCCCGACAGACAGCGUCGUCAAGCUCCUCAUGAACAUUCUUACUAGGAGCAUGGAGUAUGAAGCCGAUGCGUUCGCUAAAAAGCUUGGCUACACGGCCGAGCUGGCGAGUGCCUUGACUAAGCUUCAAAUCCAGAAUCUGUCCAGCAUGGACGCCGACUGGAUGUACUCAUCGUAUCAUUACUCGCAUCCGAUUCUGACGGAGCGACUGAAAGCCAUUGGAUGGAAGGGCGGAAAGGUCGAGCCCAAGAAGGAGGACAGCGAAAAGCCCAUCAGAGCAUCGGAUAGAGAAUUGUAG
This is a messenger RNA of Coniosporium apollinis CBS 100218, 1374 nucleotides long. Its product is annotated as STE24 endopeptidase. Gene Ontology annotation, biological process: CAAX-box protein processing. The record is from RefSeq and is a predicted model, not a curated record. The transcript is spliced from 4 exons. Gene Ontology annotation, molecular function: metalloendopeptidase activity. Lineage: Eukaryota; Fungi; Ascomycota; Dothideomycetes. The coding region runs from base 1 to 1374 and encodes 457 amino acids. Gene Ontology annotation, cellular component: endoplasmic reticulum membrane.